Molecule: messenger RNA, 1840 nt
Organism: Manduca sexta (tobacco hornworm)
Lineage: Eukaryota; Metazoa; Arthropoda; Insecta; Lepidoptera; Sphingidae
Product: N-acylneuraminate-9-phosphatase
Exons: 5
Coding region: 109-867 (252 amino acids)
Molecular function (GO): hydrolase activity
Source: RefSeq, a predicted model, not a curated record
UGAAUAUCACAGCCAAUGAUUUGCUAGUGGCGGAUGAACGUCAUUGUGACGUCAUAAAGGAAGGAUUUUUACGUGUUGUUAAGUCUGAUCUUUGAUUGAAUAUUAAUUAUGGCAAAUGGUGUUUAUUAUGGUGAAAAUAGCGAUGUGUCGGCUAUAUUUUUCGAUUUAGACAACACAUUAAUCCAAACAAGAAGAGGAGACACGAAAGCCUGUAAUAAGUUAGUGGAGAUCCUGCAGCAACAGUAUGGAAUCCCGCAAGAGUUAGCAGUUGAGAGCGGUAUUGCAUUUCUACGCGCCUUCAGAGCCCGUCCUGAUGACGAGUCCUACGCUUUGGAUGAAUGGCAUACGCAUUUAUGGCGAAACUGCUUGCCCAAAAAUUACAAACACAUUGCCAAAAAUGUAUCAGCCGAAUGGAUAAAAUUAAGGUUUCAAUGUUUGGCUCUGACAAAUGAUGUGAUACACCUGUUAGAAUCUUUGAGGGAGGAUUAUCUUCUCGGUCUGAUCACGAACGGGCCGUCACGUGCCCAAUGGCAGAAGAUCGAACGUCUCGACCUGCGCAAAUAUUUCGACUGCGUGCUGGUGUCCGGGGACCUGCCCUGGGAAAAGCCCGACCAGCACAUAUUCCUUGAGGCGUGCAAGCUGCUCAACGUAGAGCCGCGCAACUGCAUUAUGGUUGGCGACAAACUCGAAACAGACAUCAAGGGUGGCAAAGAAGCGGAGUUGGGGGGAACGGUGUGGAUCCCGCUACAGAAAGACGAAGAGUCAUCGGAUCUACCCGAUUUCACAAUUGAUAAAGUCACAAAGUUGCCAGAAGUUUUGCCAAAUUCACCGAAACUAAGACGCUGUAACGCGACAAAUGUUUGCUGAUAAUUUCGGUUUAUUUUUUGAGUUACAAUAAGGAUAACCUCGACUUGAUUUCUUAUACAUAUUUUCCUAUGAUUUAUGCACAGUAUUUAAAAGUACAAAACUAUUAUUUGCAGUACAAAUGUACAUAAUUUUAUGUUUUUUUGAAUAUUGGUUCAUAAUGUGUAAUGUAGUUACUAACAAGUUACCUUGAAAAUCCUUUUAUCGGUACCUCAUUUGUCAAAUGUUAUAUUUUCUUAGGGUGUACUAAUCUGAAGUCUGUAUACUAAUAAGCUUUUACUGUAAGGUCUAUCUCAAUUACUCUAAGGAGAGUGUUUCUAUUUAUAUUUUUGUAAAAAAGUAUGUAAGUUAUUUUUGUUGUACUUUAUAUCAUCAUCCGAUGAGACUGCCUUGUAUGUGAUAAUGUACUUGUAAUUAUAAAGAUUACCAUAGUUUGCUUAAACCUCACUACAUGUGAAUUACUGGGGUAGAAUAGUGUAUAGAUUUUAGGCUUUAAGCUGUGGGUAUAUGGGUGUUUAGAUGUAGACAACUAGAAACAAUUCCUCAUGCCUAUUUAAUUCUGAAAGAUUUCUAUAUGAAGAGUGGUGUGUUAAGGUUAAGCAUUUGCUGAGAUAGACAAAUAGCUACACAGUUAAUACAGACCAAGGCAGAUUAUAUAACUGGACACAACAAAGCCACAGAGGCUAUGUAGCAAAUGGAUAACAAGUUAUUGUGCAAAACAUUUGAUAUUCCUGUGUUAAACUGUACUUUGUCAACUACAUCUCGCCAUAUGCUGAAAAUAGUUUAUUGGUUGCCAUUGCUAUAAUGUUGUUGAUUUAAUGGAUGUAUAUCAGUGUAUAGAUUUUUGACCCAAACUAUCUCAUAUUAUGUGUGAUCAUAGUUCAUAAUGACUUAGUAAACAAAUCUGCUUUACGCUAAAUAGAGAUAAAAAGUAAUAUGGUGACACUUCUCACAAUAAACAGAAUUUAGAUAGAGA